AUGAACGCUGACGGUGUGACUGUGACUUAUGACGGUCCCCAAGAUGAGACAGCGACGACCUUAGGAGUGACAACCUCAGGAGCGGCCGCGACUGUGACUGCGUCAUCCUCUUCAAUGGCCUGGGAUGGUUAUAUAACUAUCAAUGAUCAAACCUACCACAUUCCCUCUGAUGAUUCAUGGUUGGAUAUUGUUCUAGAUGAUGGGUCGCUGCUUGCGCUGUCUUCAGGACAUGCGUCUAUCAAUGGUGAUAGAAGUUGGCUGAGUAUUGGAGAAAUUGGUCCAAUAUAG
This is a messenger RNA of Penicillium waksmanii, 288 nucleotides long. RefSeq lists its product as uncharacterized. The record is from RefSeq and is a predicted model, not a curated record. Bases 1 to 288 code for a protein of 95 amino acids. The transcript has a single exon. Lineage: Eukaryota; Fungi; Ascomycota; Eurotiomycetes; Eurotiales; Aspergillaceae.